AUGGUCAUGCACCUUGGGAGCGACGUCUGUAGCCAUCCAGGCGUAGUUCACGGUGGUCUAUUGGCAACGCUGCUCGAUGAGAGUUUCGCAUGGUGUUGUUUCCCUCGCUUCCCAAAGAGAGUUGGGGUGACGGCAAACUUAAGUGUUGAUUAUCGGGCGCCAGCACUGGCCGACUCGUAUUUCCUUCUCAACGCGGAGAUUGUCAAGCUUGAGGGUCGCAAGGCUUGGCUGGAAGGCCGUAUUGAGACUUUGGAAGCUGGUGGCGCGGAUUCAACCUUGAUCGCGGAGGCUCAUGCACUUUUUGUAGAGCCAAAACAAGCUGACGUGAGUAGCCCCGUUGUGUAA
Penicillium salamii is the source of this 345-nucleotide messenger RNA. Lineage: Eukaryota; Fungi; Ascomycota; Eurotiomycetes; Eurotiales; Aspergillaceae. The record is from the annotation of a GenBank genome assembly.